GUUUGAUUCGAGCGCAAGCAAGAGCGGCGCACGAGCGCCUCCACCCGCCGACGCGACGCUGCGGCCGCCGCGCGCCGCCUCUGCACUGCGGCAGUCUUGACUCCUGAUUCCUGCCCUGCGCGCUCUUCUGAUCCAUGCAGACAAGAUGAAAUUUGGUGCGACAUUUGAGGAGUAUCUCCGGGCGGAGCAGGACAAGUACCUAGGGAAAUGUUCCCAUGUAGAAUACAAACGCCUCAAGAAGGUCUUGAAGAGAUGUCGAGUUGGUCGCUCACUGCAAGCAGAUGGCACAAAUGGUGAUGAGCAGCAGGAGGGUAACGAUGAAUCUUCAGAUGUCUGCGAAUGCAACUCAUGCGGAUUGUGCGAUCAGAUGUUCUUUACAGAACUCAUCAAGGAGGCAUCUGAAAUAGCAGGCUGUUUCAGCUCUAGAGUAAAACGCCUCCUCCAUCUUCAUCUCCAUUCAGGAUUACAACGCUACGUAUGGCGUGUUAGGCAGUGUUUUACAGAUGAUCAACAAAUCAUGGUUCAAGAAGGCAGAAUGCUUCUCAAUUAUGUGACAAUGAAUGCUAUUGCUAUUCGCAAAAUUCUCAAGAAAUAUGACAAGAUACAUGGCUCUGUGAGUGGUAGAGAUUUCAAGAGCAAGAUGCAAACUGAGCAUAUCGAACUGUUGCAGUCACCUUGGCUGAUAGAGCUGGGUGCUUUCCAACUCAACUGUGAUGAUUCAGAUGCUGAUGAACCUGGAGGGUUCUUCAAGAGUGGAUUCUUCAAUAAUUUUUCCUGUGACCCGACAGGAGCACAGCCACUACUGACAAUGGCUAUAUCUGAAACUCUGAAGUAUGAGUACACCCUAACUUGUCCGGUUUGCUUGGACACUUUGUUCAACCCGUAUGCUCUUGGCUGUGGGCAUCUCUUCUGCAAAGCUUGUGCAUGUCGUGCUGCUUCGGUCUACAUCUUCCAAGGUGUUAAGUCUGCACCCCCGGAGGCCAAGUGCCCUGUUUGCCGAGCGGUUGGUGUGUUUGGCCAUGCCGUGCAUAUGACUGAACUUGAAUUGCUCCUCAAAACAAGGGACAAAGAUAGCUGGAGGCAGAGACUGCGCGAAGAACGAACCGAGAUGGUGAAGCAAUCCAAAGAAUACUGGGACUCACAGGCGAUGCUAUCAAUGGGGAUCUGAAGUUACAAUCAUACCAAUUCAUUUAUAACGCUAAAUUUGUCAAUAAUCAUCAAGAUGCAGAUGGCCGUCAAAGCUCAAGCAUGGAUACUUCUCUAGCUGAUUACAGAUUGACAUAGCCGAGGUCACUUUAUUUGAGCCCUGGAAGAAGCAAGCCAAAUCCAUUGCAUUCUGUUGUUCUCGACCUGGUUCAGAUUUGGAAGAACGACUAGAUUUAGAGCA
Molecule: messenger RNA, 1387 nt
Organism: Phragmites australis (common reed)
Lineage: Eukaryota; Viridiplantae; Streptophyta; Magnoliopsida; Poales; Poaceae
Product: probable E3 ubiquitin-protein ligase BAH1-like 1
Exons: 7
Coding region: 146-1168 (340 amino acids)
Source: RefSeq, a predicted model, not a curated record